Porites lobata is the source of this 2229-nucleotide messenger RNA. The record is from the annotation of a GenBank genome assembly. NCBI's taxonomy places the organism in Eukaryota, Metazoa, Cnidaria, Anthozoa, Scleractinia, Poritidae.
UCACCAUACACCCCUUUACAUCGCCAUAUAUCCCUAUACAACACCAUAUACCCAUAUACAACACCAUAUACCCCUAUACAACACCAUAUACCCAUAUACAACACAAUACACCCCUAUACAUUGCCAUAUACCCCUAUACAACACCAUAUACCCAUAUACAUCACCAUACACCCCUUUACAUCGCCAUAUAUCCCUAUACAACACCAUAUACCCCCAUACAUCACCAUACACCCCUUUACAUCGCCAUAUACCCAUAUACAACACCAUAUACCCAUAUACAACACCAUAUACCCAUAUACAACACCAUAUACCCCUAUACAACACCAUAUACCCAUAUACAACACUAUACACACCCUAUACAACACCAUAUACCCCUAUACAACACCAUAUACCCAUAUACAACACUAUACACCCCUAUACAACACCAUAUACCCCUAUACAACACCAUAUACCCAUAUACAACACCAUAUACCCAUAUACAACACCAUAUACCCCCAUACAUCACCAUACACCCCUUUACAUCGCCAUAUACCCAUAUACAACACCAUAUACCCAUAUACAACACCAUACACCCCUAUACAACACCAUAUACCCCUAUACAACACCAUAUACCCAUAUACAACACCAUAUACCCAUAUACAACACCAUAUACCCCCAUACAUCACCAUACACCCCUGUACAUCGCCAUAUACCCCUAUACAACACCAUAUACCCAUAUACAACACCAUGUACUCCUAUACAUCACCAUACACCCCAGCACAUCACCAUAUACCCAUAUACAACACCAUAUACUCCUUUACAUCACCAUACACCCCUAUACAUCACCAUACACCCCUGUACAUCGCCAUAUACCCCUAUACAACACCAUAUACCCAUAUACAACACCAUGUACUCCUAUACAUCACCAUACACCCCAGCACAUCACCAUAUACCCAUAUACAACACCAUAUACUCCUUUACAUCACCAUACACCCCUAUACAUCACCAUACACCCCUGUACAUCGCCAUAUACCCCUAUACAACACCAUAUACCCAUAUACAACACCAUGUACUCCUAUACAUCACCAUACACCCCAGCACAUCACCAUAUACCCAUAUACAACACCAUAUACUCCUUUACAUCACCAUACACCCCUAUACAUCACCAUACACCCCUGUACAUCGCCAUAUACCCCUAUACAACACCAUAUACCCAUAUACAACACCAUGUACUCCUAUACAUCACCAUACACCCCAGCACAUCACCAUAUACCCAUAUACAACACCAUAUACCCCUAUACAACACCAUAUACCCAUAUACAACACUAUACACACCCUAUACAACACCGUAUACCCCUAUACAACACCAUAUACCCAUAUACAACACUAUACACCCCUAUACAACACCAUAUACCCCUAUACAACACCAUAUACCCAUAUACAACACCAUAUACCCAUAUACAACACCAUAUACCCCCAUACAUCACCAUACACCCCUUUACAUCGCCAUAUACCCAUAUACAACACCAUAUACCCAUAUACAACACCAUACACCCCUAUACAUCACCACACACCCCUAUACAUCGCCAUAUACCCCUAUACAACACUAUAUACCCCUAUACAACACCAUAUACCCAUAUACAACACCAUGUACUCCUAUACAUCACCAUACACCCCAGCACAUCACCAUACAUCCCUAUACAUCACCAUAUAUCCCUAUACAACACCAUACACCCCUAUACAACACCAUAUACCCAUAUACAACACCAUAUACUCCUAUACAUCACCAUACACCCCUAUACAUCACCAUACACCCCUGUACAUCGCCAUAUACCCCUAUACAACACCAUAUACCCAUAUACAACACCAUGUACUCCUAUACAUCACCAUACACCCCAGCACAUCACCAUAUACCCAUAUACAACACCAUAUACUCCUUUACAUCACCAUACACCCCUAUACAUCACCAUACACCCCUGUACAUCGCCAUAUACCCCUAUACAACACCAUAUACCCAUAUACAACACCAUGUACUCCUAUACAUCACCAUACACCCCAGCACAUCACCAUAUACCCAUAUGCAACACCAUACACCCCCAUAAAUCACCAUACACCCCUUUACAUCGCCAUAUACCCGUAUACAACACUAUAUACUCAUAUACAUCCCCAUACACCCCUAUACAUUCCCAUACACCCCUAUACAUCACCAUACACCCCUAUACAACACCAUACAUCCCUAUACAUCCCCAU